This is a messenger RNA of Penicillium waksmanii, 522 nucleotides long. Its product is annotated as cell wall mannoprotein 1 family protein. The transcript has 2 exons. The record is from RefSeq and is a predicted model, not a curated record. The coding region runs from base 1 to 522 and encodes 173 amino acids. Gene Ontology annotation, cellular component: extracellular region. Lineage: Eukaryota; Fungi; Ascomycota; Eurotiomycetes; Eurotiales; Aspergillaceae.
AUGCUCGUCACCAAAAUUAUCGCCAUUGCAGCUAUAGCAGUUGCCAAUGUCUCUGCAAUCGCGAACAUCGACCAGACCGUUUCCGACAUCCACGAAAUUACCCAUAAGCUAAGGGUCACUAAGCGUUCUAUCGAUAGCUUCAACGGCGGUGUCCCCAGCGCGUUAAGAAUCGCCAAUGCUGUCUUUCAAACCCAUUCAGCCGCGGAGGCUGCACGAGAUCACCUAGGGGCCUCGGACCCAUUCUCGGGCCCUGAUAGCGAGCAAACAAUGGACGCAUACAAUGAUAUGCGACCGGUACUAAUGGCUGCUCUACAAGCUGGACAGGAUAAGGCUCCUCAGCUGAAGAAAUCUGGAUUUGGUUAUAUUGCCCGCGGCAUGAUGCAUAGCUUGUAUUUGGAGAAGGGCCAAUUUGAGCAAGCGGUGCGCGGGCAAUUGUCUAGGAACCAUACCCAGAUGCUGGAGCCAUCAAUUAACGAUGUAGAUGCGGAGUUCAAGAGAACUCUUGAGGCUUUUGAGAACUGA